Pelodiscus sinensis (Chinese soft-shelled turtle) is the source of this 4158-nucleotide messenger RNA. It is a transcript of the gene SLC25A19, whose product is annotated as solute carrier family 25 member 19. The record is from RefSeq and is a predicted model, not a curated record. Lineage: Eukaryota; Metazoa; Chordata; Testudines; Trionychidae. Gene Ontology annotation, biological process: transmembrane transport.
GCCAGUAAUGGUCGUGAGCAUGCGCAGUUUGUGAUGUGUCCUCCAGGUCCAGGACGGGCCUGGGCGGAGGUCAGGGACCGGGGAGCGGCUCUGGGCAGCGCCAUGAGGAGGCGACAGCGUCCUGGGCAGCAACGGGUGCUCCUGUAGGUUGAUGCAGGUGGAGGCUGCCUGUGGACCAGACAGUGAUGGUCGGUUAUGACCCCAAAUGUGAAGUGAAGUCCAUCUCAGCUGUGGAAGUAGCUCUGGCAGGAUCUGCAUCUGGGUUUGUCACUCGGGCUCUAAUCAGCCCUUUGGAUGUCAUCAAGAUUCGCUUUCAGCUUCAGAUUGAACAAAUAUCCUCCAGAAAUCCACUGGCUAAAUAUCAUGGCAUCUUGCAAAGCACACACCGGAUCCUUCUUGAGGAAGGGCUGACAGCGUUCUGGAAGGGGCAUGUGCCUGCUCAGCUCCUUUCAGUCAGCUAUGGAGCUGUCCAAUUUGUGACCUUUGAGUGCCUGACAGAAUUGGUGCACAAUGCCACACCAUACAACGCUCGCAACUUCAUCGUACACUUUGUUUGUGGUGGCCUGGCUGCUUGCACUGCUACCAUGACCGUUCAGCCCCUUGACACACUACGUACCCGCUUUGCUGCUCAGGGCGAGCCUAAGGUUUACCGAAACCUUCGCCAUGCCGUGGUAACCAUGUACCAGACAGAAGGGCCUCUGACCUUCUACAGGGGUUUGACUCCCACUAUCAUUGCUGUCUUUCCAUACGCUGGUCUCCAGUUCUCCUUUUACAAUCUCCUGCAACAAUUGUAUGAAUGUGUGAUGCCAUUCGAAGGUAAUGUUAAAAACCUUGUGUGUGGCAGUUGUGCCGGAGUUAUCAGCAAAACCCUUACUUAUCCUUUUGACCUGUUCAAAAAGCGGUUGCAGGUGGGAGGCUUUGAGCAGGCCCGGGCAGCCUUUGGGCAGGUUCGGACAUACAAGGGUCUAAUGGACUGUGCUGGACAGAUUGUGCGAGAGGAGGGGCCUGUUGGAUUGUUUAAGGGUCUAUCCCCCAGCUUGCUGAAGGCUGCUCUCUCUACUGGCUUCACCUUCUUCUCAUAUGAGUUCUUCUGUAACCUGCUAUAUUCCCUGAAGGAUACUAGUGGUACUAAGAGACAGGAGGGCUGAUGGGGCAUAACCCAUCAGCUGCAACUGCUCUGUGGAGGAGUAAGACUGUUGGUCCCAUUGUCACAUGAAGUGGGAUGGGGGAUGGCUCCUCCCUGCCACUGCUUUGCAAAUAUAUCUCUACUAGCUUUGGAGGAAGAUGUGGUUGGAACAAAACCAAAGGACGUGACUGCAGCUUUUGUUGAGGUCUGAGCAUCUUCCACCAUCAUCAGUACUCACUUUGGGAGAAGGGGUUUUAUAAUCAGCUAAUGCUACAACUCAUCUGGUAACGUAUUCCUAAGAGGCAUCUGAUCAAGAGUGUGAAAUCCUUCAUGCACUGGAACCCAUCUGGCUUAGCUAGUGCCACUCAGCCAAUGUCAAAUGGUGUUACACCUGCCAAGAUUCAGCCUUCUCCUUAGGGCCUGUCCAUUGUGCUGCAUAUUCAUCUCCCUGGUGUACUGGUAAGCCCUCCCUUAUUCUGCAUAGACACUUUUUUUUCUCUUUGCCACCCAGAUUUUCUGCUCAUUGACAUUUAUAAGACAUCUUAAACAUAGCGUCAUCUGGCAAAGUUUAUGCCCAUCUUGAAUUGUUUUCUCACUACAAGUGGCAAGCUUAAUUUUAUUUUAUAAAUGCCCCUUACUCUGCUUAUGUGUUCUGCUGUGGGGCCUCUCAGGGUCUGUUUUAUGAGUGUAAUGCUCCAACAAACAGGUGUGCAGGUCUAAUGCUAUUUGCUCUCAAGUUUUUCAGUGCACAAAACCCAUUAUUAUUUUGCACUGAUGUGCAGGAUUCUGCUUUGCUAUUAGAUUGUCAUGAUUAAGUAGAUGCUAUGAAGAUUUUUUUUAACCUACCUUAAAAUAAUGAAGGAUAGCCCUAUGGAAACUAGUGAAUAUUGUUUUUAAUGUAUUACUUUCUCUGGAUUAUUUUUUGGAACAAUAUUUUUUUUAUUAGGUCCCAAAAACAUUUUCACCCUCUUGCAAGAUAACUCAGACAUGAGAGUUACUGUGCAAUGAUGCUCGCAAUCAAAGGUAUUUUUGCCAGAUAUGUCAUUAUGGAAAGCAAUUGAUGUGAUGCUGAAGAAGCAAGCAUGUCAAUUUCAGCUCCAUUCAAAUACUGCUGAGUAAAAUAAUUCUCUUUCAGAUAGAGGGAGAUAGAAGAACACAUCUUUCCUAACAAAUUCAGAGUCACCAAAGGGUUUUACAGAGUUAAAAAUAUAAACCAUCAUUUGUACAAUAGCAGAAUGAUAGUCACGCUUUUACUUCAUCUUCUUAAGUUAAGCAGGAUGGUGCAAAGUAAGUGAUGUGGAGCAAGCUAAUCAAGGUGAGGAAGGCUGGUAGUCAUAUGGAAGACGUCCAAGGAAAAUCUACAGUACUCCAAAUAAGUAUAAUGCAGAGUAUGACUCAGAGGGCAAAAAAACAUCAUGUUGAGCCCAAAACCUACAUAGAAUUAGAGACCACUGUGUUACUUCCAGAUGAGAAUAAAACAGAGGUCCUAAUUUCUCAGUCCUACUGACUUUUCCCCAAGUAAUUUAGGUUCAUUUGAAAAUAUACCAUUAUCCUCUGAUAAAACAGACUGAGUUCAGGAUUGUAGCUGAUCUUUGGCUACCAAUAGAGGGGAAAUUAGGGUUGCCUAGAAGGUAGAAAAUAGACCACAGCAGCACAUCUCUGAACUAUGCCAUGGCCAAAAAGUCAGUGUGGGGAAUACGCACACUGCAUCUAUCCCCCCAGAAUUGGGUGGCUCUUCAGAUUCUUCAUGAUCUGUCACUGAAUUGCUAUAAAACUCCUCUGUAGUAAUGUAAGCAUAUCAUAGAAGGAAGCUAACCGUAGUCAACUUUAAAUAACUGGAAUUGCAGAGUAGAGUAUAAAGUGAUUAUUUCUCUCUGAUCACCAUAGAGCCUAGGAAUUGCUGAGAACCUGAUGCAGCUGGGAGAUUCGUUCUUUAAAUUUGGUGCUGGGGCUUGGGACAGACCUGAGAUCUGUCAGACAGGCGGCUUUAGAAAAAUGGCAUGAUUGCUCUGUGUUAGUGGGUGGGAAUUAGUGCCCUCUAUAGUAGAAUGAAAAGACAAACCAUGAAACAAUCAUUUCACCUCCUGCCUUCCUAAUGUCUUUAAAAUAUUUCUAAUGUGCACUUCAUUAGUCUUUAAAUUCAAGUCACAUUAUAGGUGGAUGACAUGAGAGCAUUGGUGCCAUUAAGUAAAGAAGAGAGAGACUGGUUUAAAACAAAGAAUUAGCAGGAUGGCUCUUAUUUUUGCUACUGUUGGGUUUUGUAGGAUUAGUACAUUGGGGUUAUUUCCUAGAAUCAGGUUUAAAAAAGGAAAAGAUCCAUUAGAUAACCUUGUUCUCACCUUCAAGUGCAGGGUUGUUUUGGAUUGUAUACUUGACUUUAGGCCAGUUUACAAUGACUCAUUCAAUAGGGUUUGCACCAUUUCCGUGAGAUUGUGCCACAGUGUAACUGAUGGUGAUUUUUGGAAUUUUAUUCUAAUGUAAUCCUAUCAGCGAGGAUUUACUUUGCCUGAAAUUCACCCCACAAGCGACCAGCAAUUACAUUUGUUUUUGUCCUAGUGCCUUUUAUCAUCUAGGUAAAGCAAAGCACUUAACUAAACAAAGCACUAAUAUUGCAGAAGCUGUUAUGGAAUCCACAACAGUACCCACCUAGUCUUGGCCUUUAGAUCCUCUAUGUGCAAAUUCUGCAAGGAACACUUUCCAAUAGCAUAUCUCCUGUUUCCACUAGCACUUAUCUGAACUCAUGUACAGUAACACUCUUCUCUCAGGAUGUUUGCACUGAACUGUAUUUAUUGGGUGCUUCAGUGAGGAAAACAAAUGUUCUGAAGUAGGUUGUUUUCCCUUUUGAUUUGAAGCCUCCAUUGAUAUGCAAAACCUUAAUCCUCUGCAGCAUUUCUAGUGAUCAUCUGAAUGGACCUUCUGUGCAUGCCGUAGACUUAAGGUUUCUGACUAGCUGUUUCUUUUCACAAGAUAUGUUUAAUGUGUGCCUGUGUCUAAAGAGAUGAAAGAAAACAUUAAAUAUUUUUUUAUGUUCC